Messenger RNA from Protopolystoma xenopodis, 486 nucleotides. Lineage: Eukaryota; Metazoa; Platyhelminthes; Monogenea; Polystomatidea; Polystomatidae. The record is from the annotation of a GenBank genome assembly.
AUGUCUUAUUCAGUGGAAAAUAUAGCAUUUGCACGUCAGGUUACUGCUAAGGAGUUCCCUCGCAAUUUGGUCGAUCUCCGCUACUUCACGUAUAGUAAGUCGGAGACCGACACCUGGGCCUACUUUAUGGUCAAUCUGGCCGCCUACUUCAGCGUUUCACUAAUCAGUUUGGUAAUGCAUAAUGACCUUGAUGACUUGGGGCUUGGCGUUCCAUUUGAUGUAUACGUCCAAACCACUAAGCCAAAUCGCUGCAUUGAAAGUGAGGGAUUCCCGUGGAAUGUCUGUGCAAAAAACAUUAUGUUUACUUCCAAAGGCCAGAGAAUCAAUUUGAGGUGCAAUGGAAUGAAUGAAAAUGUAACCAAAAUAUUUGUUUCCAGGGGCGGGCCCGAUGCAAUUCCCGUCUUUCCCGCGCUUAAGAUGAGUGAGUUGCAGAUUUACGGCGUCAAGACUGGAGAAUUCCCACGGCGUUUUGAUAAUAAUCUAUAG